AUGGAGAACGCACACGCGAAGAACCCGGCAGAAUGCCUGGCCUACUUCUCGGUGAACGAGAACACUGGUCUCACUCCUGACCAGUUCAAGAAGAACCUGGACAAAUACGGUUUCAAUGAGCUGCCCGCUGAGGAGGGUAAGAGCAUCUGGGAGCUGGUCAUUGAGCAGUUUGAGGACUUGCUUGUCAGGAUCCUGCUUCUGGCUGCCUGCAUCUCCUUUGUGCUGGCCUGGUUCGAGGAAGGUGAGGAGACCGUUACUGCCUUCGUGGAGCCCUUUGUCAUCCUUCUUAUCCUCAUCGCUAACGCCGUUGUUGGCGUGUGGCAGGAGCGUAAUGCUGAAAGCGCCAUCGAGGCUCUCAAGGAGUACGAGCCCGAGAUGGGCAAAGUUUACCGCUCUGACAGAAAGAGUGUGCAGAGGAUCAAGGCCAGGGAAAUCGUCCCUGGAGACAUUGUGGAGGUGUCUGUUGGUGACAAAGUCCCCGCUGACAUCAGGAUUGUUUCUAUCAAGUCCACCACCCUGCGUGUUGACCAGUCCAUCCUUACUGGUGAGUCUGUCAGUGUGAUCAAGCACACUGAACCUGUUCCUGACCUCAGAGCUGUCAACCAGGACAAGAAGAACAUGCUUUUCUCUGGUACCAACAUUGCUGCCGGCAAAGCCAUUGGUGUGGCUGUCGCCACUGGAGUCUCCACUGAGAUUGGCAAGAUCCGUGACCAGAUGGCUGCCACCGAGCAGGAGAAGACUCCUCUGCAGGCCAAGCUGGACGAGUUCGGCGAGCAGCUGUCCAAGGUCAUCUCCCUGAUCUGCGUUGCUGUCUGGGCCAUCAACAUUGGCCACUUCAAUGACCCCGUCCACGGAGGCUCAUGGAUCCGUGGUGCUGUCUACUACUUCAAGAUCGCUGUUGCUCUGGCUGUCGCUGCCAUCCCUGAGGGUCUGCCUGCUGUCAUUACCACCUGUCUGGCCCUUGGUACUCGCCGUAUGGCCAAGAAGAAUGCCAUUGUCAGAAGCCUGCCCUCUGUGGAGACCCUGGGCUGCACCUCCGUCAUUUGCUCCGACAAGACUGGCACCCUCACCACCAACCAGAUGUGUGUGACCAAGAUGUUUAUUGUCAAGACUGUUGAUGGGGACCACGUUGACCUCGAUGCCUUUGAUAUCUCUGGCUCCAAGUAUACCCCAGAGGGCGAGGUUACCCAGGGUGGUGCCAAGGUCAACUGCAGCUCAUACGACGGUCUUGUUGAGCUGGCUACCAUCUGCGCCCUGUGCAACGACUCCUCUCUGGACUACAACGAGUCCAAGAAGAUCUAUGAGAAGGUCGGUGAGGCUACUGAGACCGCCCUGUGCUGCCUGGUUGAGAAGAUGAACGUGUUCAACUCAAACGUGAAGAACCUGUCCAGAAUUGAGAGAGCCAACGCAUGCUGCACAGUGAUCAAGCAGCUCAUGAAGAAGAACUUCACUCUGGAGUUCUCCCGUGACAGGAAGUCCAUGUCUGUUUACUGCACUCCUGCUAAAGGUGAUGGUAGUCCCAAGAUGUUUGUUAAGGGUGCUCCUGAGGGUGUGAUUGACAGGUGCGCCUAUGUGCGUGUCGGCACCACCCGUGUGCCUCUGACCAACGCCAUCAAGGAGAAGAUUCUGGCUGUCAUCAGGGACUGGGGUACUGGCCGUGACACCCUGCGUUGCCUGGCCCUGGCCACUCGUGACAGCCCACUGAAGGUGGAGGAGAUGAACCUUGAGGACUCUACCAAGUUUGCCGAUUAUGAGAUGGACCUGACCUUCGUUGGCUGUGUGGGUAUGCUGGAUCCCCCUCGUAAGGAGGUCACUGGCUCAAUUGAGCUGUGCAGAGCUGCUGGAAUCCGUGUCAUUAUGAUCACUGGUGACAACAAGGGAACUGCUAUCGCUAUCUGCCGUCGCAUUGGCAUCUUCGGCGAGGACGAGGAUGUCUCCGGCAGGGCCUACACUGGACGUGAGUUUGAUGAUCUGCCCCUCCACGAGCAGUCCGAGGCUGUGCGCAGAGCUUGCUGCUUUGCCCGUGUGGAGCCGUCCCACAAGUCCAAGAUCGUUGAGUUCCUCCAGGGUUAUGAUGACAUUACUGCCAUGACUGGUGAUGGUGUGAACGAUGCCCCUGCCCUGAAGAAGGCCGAGAUCGGCAUCGCCAUGGGCUCUGGCACUGCCGUUGCCAAGUCUGCCUCUGAGAUGGUCCUGGCUGACGACAACUUCUCUUCCAUUGUGGCUGCUGUUGAGGAGGGCAGAGCUAUCUACAACAACAUGAAGCAGUUCAUCCGCUACCUCAUCUCCUCCAACGUCGGUGAGGUCGUCUGUAUCUUCCUUACCGCUGCUCUGGGUCUGCCCGAAGCUCUGAUCCCCGUCCAGCUGCUCUGGGUCAACUUGGUGACUGAUGGUCUGCCCGCCACUGCUCUGGGCUUCAACCCACCUGAUCUGGACAUCAUGGGCAAGCCCCCACGCUCCCCCAAGGAGCCUCUGAUCUCUGGCUGGCUGUUCUUCAGAUACAUGGCCAUUGGUGGAUAUGUCGGUGCUGCCACUGUUGCUGGCGCUGCCUGGUGGUUCCUCUACGACCCCACUGGCCCCGGGGUCACCUACUAUCAGCUGUCACACUUCAUGCAGUGCCACGACGAGAACGAGGACUUUGAAGGCCUGGACUGUGAAAUCUUUGAGGCUGCUCCUCCCAUGACCAUGGCCCUGUCUGUACUGGUCACCAUUGAGAUGUGCAAUGCUCUCAACAGCUUGUCUGAGAAUCAGUCUCUGGUGCGCAUGCCCCCAUGGAGCAACUUCUGGCUGCUCUCUGCCAUGACCCUGUCCAUGUCCCUGCACUUCAUGAUCAUCUAUGUUGACCCUCUUCCUAUGAUCUUCAAGCUGACCCAUCUGUCCACAGAGCAGUGGAUGGUGGUCCUGAAACUUUCCUUCCCCGUCAUUGCCAUUGAUGAGGUGCUGAAGUUCGUCGCCCGCAACUACGUACAGAAGUUAAAUAGAGAUGUAGAAGAAGAGGAUCUUCAGGGCUGAAGCGAAAGAAGCGGAGAAGAGAGGGAGAGAGAAAGAUCACAGCCAAAGAGGGGAGCCAUAGAGAA
Pelmatolapia mariae (spotted tilapia) is the source of this 3077-nucleotide messenger RNA. RefSeq names its product ATPase sarcoplasmic/endoplasmic reticulum Ca2+ transporting 1, like (gene atp2a1l). NCBI's taxonomy places the organism in Eukaryota, Metazoa, Chordata, Actinopteri, Cichliformes, Cichlidae. Bases 1 to 3012 code for a protein of 1003 amino acids. Gene Ontology annotation, biological process: calcium ion transmembrane transport; intracellular calcium ion homeostasis. The record is from RefSeq and is a predicted model, not a curated record. Gene Ontology annotation, cellular component: membrane. Gene Ontology annotation, molecular function: ATP hydrolysis activity; ATP binding; P-type calcium transporter activity. The transcript has 23 exons.